Diabrotica balteata is the source of this 1715-nucleotide messenger RNA. NCBI's taxonomy places the organism in Eukaryota, Metazoa, Arthropoda, Insecta, Coleoptera, Chrysomelidae. The record is from the annotation of a GenBank genome assembly.
UUUCUCUCUCUUAAAACUAAAUUACCUUUUUAUCGGCGACUGCUAUCGUUAAUCUCUCGUUUUUCCACUUUGUUCCAGGCAAUCCCCGUAACAAAUGCUCCCUUCAACCUGGACAUUCCCUCAUGGACUGGAUCCGCCUCGGGGCCUCCGGAAAGGACCUCACCGGUCUGGGAGCCAGAGCCGGUUAUCUCUCGGUGACCAAGCAGGAGUUAGCGAAACAUAAUAAAAUAGACGACAUUUGGUUGGCCAUUCGGGGUAGAGUUUACAACGUGACUGCUUAUGUACCAUUCCAUCCAGGAGGCCCUGACGAAUUAAUGAGGGCUGCAGGAAUAGAUGCGACUAGUCUCUUUGAUCAGAUCCAUCCAUGGGUCAACUAUGAACAAAUUCUUCAAAAAUGUAUAAUAGGUAAACUAGUAGCAAUUGACCCACAGAUAGACACUGAGAAACUAUUUUUCGGCAAAGCAAUCGACAACAACAUCACCGCCGAAGAGCAACUGCAAGAAACGGACAGCACCAAAGUAGAAUAUAGACCAGACACAGCACCCGUUCCACAACAGAGCUCUAAGGAAGAGGAGCCACUGAAAGUACAAGACGUAGAAGACGAGGAGGUUGAGAAGGCGUCCGUGUCGACACCUGAACCCCCGCGGUUCGACUGGAUACAGAAACUAGAUUAUAUUACUAUUAUAUUUUAUACUGGUACAUAUUCUAAUCCAUCCUUGGAUGUGCACUUUACAAAAGAUGAUAAAGAACUAGAUAUAUGUAUUACUUAUAAUAAUACUAUUCAUAGGAAUCAACUGGUGUUUCGAGAAGAAGUCGAAUGGCCUUCUAACAUAAAAAUCACAUGGGAAACGGGUAAAAUUGAAUUGACGUUCAAGAAGAAAGCAAGAGGUGUAUGGGACAACUACGGAACAUUGAACCAAUCAACCGAGAAUCUACUAUCAGGGACGAUUAGCGAGAGAAAUAAUUUUAUAGUUAAAGAAAAAGUCCAAGUUACUCAUAAUAUUUUUCUUAUGCGGUUCGCAAGGGUCGAUGGUUGUAGAAGCGUGGUGCCAAUUGGGAAGCAUAUUAGGGUUUUUAUUAAUGUAGAUGGUAUAGAAUCGUCAAGAAGUUACACACCCGUCCCGUUGAGUCUCUUCAACUCGCUGAACUUAAACGACGAUACUACUGACGAAAUCUGCCUUAUGAUCAAGAGAUACGAGAACGGAGCCGUCAGCAAAUCGAUAACAGACAGAGAAGUCAACGACAUUUUGUCUAUGACCAGACCUUUGGGUGAUUUCGAUCUUAGAAGACUGGAGAAGAAGGUGGCGUUUUUGAUUCUUGCCGCUGGGACUGGCAUUACGCCAAUGCUGCCAUUGAUGCUGUUCUUGUUGGAGAGGAGAGUGAAGAAAUGUCAGUUCGUGAGGUUUCUUUUCUUCAAUAGAACAGAGGAAGAUAUUCCAUUUAGGAGUCAACUUGCUGCAUUACAAGAAAUGGAUAGUCGUCUAACCAUAAAUCACGUACUUUCCGAGCCAUCAGCCUCCUGGACAGGAUUGUCAGGUCACGUGAACAACGAAAUGAUCAACAACGCCAUCCAGGAGCACAUCAAAGACACCGGUUAUACGAUAAGCGACAUCUUCGCCUUCAUCUGCGGACCAAACCAGUUCUUGGAACUGUCCCUUGAUCGACUACGUAGUUUAGAUAUAACCGACGAACAAAUACACACGUUCAGCGGAUAG